Messenger RNA from Cornus florida, 744 nucleotides. RefSeq names its product non-specific lipid transfer protein GPI-anchored 7-like. The record is from RefSeq and is a predicted model, not a curated record. Gene Ontology annotation, molecular function: lipid binding. Bases 88 to 519 code for a protein of 143 amino acids. Gene Ontology annotation, biological process: lipid transport. Lineage: Eukaryota; Viridiplantae; Streptophyta; Magnoliopsida; Cornales; Cornaceae. The transcript has 3 exons.
AAGACGGAAGCAAAUACUUGCCACCACCAGCGACAGAAAAUUUUAGAGAGAGAGAGAGCGAAACACUUUAGAGAGAGAAAGUGAGCAAUGGGUUUUUUGAAGAUGUCCGCCUUGAUGAUGGUGGUGGUGGUAGUGGCGGUGAUUGGGUUUGCGGAGGGCCAAUCAACGCCGUCGUGCGCGCAGAAGCUGGUGCCGUGUGCGGAUUACAUGAACUCAACGAACCCACCGGCUUCGUGCUGUGACCCACUGAAAGAGGCAGUGACAAAUGAGCUCUCUUGUCUCUGCACUCUCUACAACACCCCUGGCUUGUUGACCUACCUCGGCAUCAACAUCACUGAUGCGCUUGCUCUUCCCGGCCACUGCGGUGUCUCCGGUGAUCUUAGCGCCUGCAGCAAUGCUACAGCCCCAACAGCCUCAACAGAGCCUCCUCCAGGAGUACCGGGAAACGACGUGAGCAGGAUUGCGAGCACUGGCUUGUCAAGCUUAAUUCUAUUUUGGGCUUCUGUAAUGCUGUAUUAGUGUAAUUCUUCUAUUCUUUGGGAAACAGAUGAAGUCAUAUUAUUGUUACGGAGAGGAAUUAGCAACACCAGGAGGAGGUUUAUUUGAUGGUUUUUUUUUUUUUUUUAGCUGAGUAUGAAUAUGAAAUUGAUACGAGUGGUACUGUAUUCUAUCGUUUAUUUAUGAAAUUUAUGUGAACUGCAGCAUUUCACAAAUUUAUGUCACGUUUCAUUAUUUUACACCUCA